AUGGGUUGUGGAUCAUCGUAACCAGCUGCUGAACCUGAUAAAAAGUCAAAAUCUUUGAAAAGUGCCAGUACAUCAGAAAUAGAAGACUUAAUUGGCAAAAAAAUACCAAAAUUACUGAUUUAAGCGGAGAUGAAGCAUCGAUUUACUGCUGAUGAAGAGGCAAUUAAAAGCGACUUAAUUUCAUUGUAACCUCCAUAGGAAAAUGAUAAUGUUGUUGCAAGAGCUUAAAAAAAGAUGCAAAAGAAAUAUAGAGGAGGAGAGGAUGUAGAAGGGUAGAUUAUUGAGAAUGUGAAGAGAGUUGAAAGAGAGAUGCAAUUGAUGUUGAUUUCAAUCAUAAAAAGUUUCAAAAGCCAUUUUGUAUUUUUUAGUCUUCCUCAAGAUUCACUCCAAAAGUUAAUAGAAAAUAUGUUUUAUUGUACAAUAAAGGCAGGAGAAUUUGUUUUUAAAUAAGGAAAUUAGGCUAGUGCAUAUUUCGUUAUUGAAAGAGGAUAAGUCGAAAUUAUCAUCAAUGAAAAUCCUAUUAGAGUGCUUAAAUAAGGGGAUUAAUUUGGUGAAAUUGCAUUGCUUUAUAAUGCCACAAGGUCUGCCUCAACAAAAGCCCUUACAAAUUGUGGAUUUUGGUCUUUAGAAAGAGCAACUUUUAAAAAGACAAUUGAAGAAAUCACUUUGAAAGAAUAUGAUGAAAACAGAAAAUUCAUAGAUUAGGUUCAAUUCUUCUCAUUUAUGACAUCUGAAUAAAGAGAUAUGAUAGGAAAUGCUUUGAUUACUACUAAAUUCAAUCCGGGGUAGAAUAUUGUUAAUGAAGGGGAUUAAGCAGAUUCAUUUUAUGUCAUCAAAAGUGGAUAGGUAUAAAUAUUAAAAGGAGACAAAUUAAUAAGAAAAAUGGGUGCAAAAGAUAGCUUUGGAGAAUAAGCUUUAUAUGAGAAAUCAGUUAGAGGGGCCACAGUUAAGGCAGAAACUGAAGUUAGAUGCGUUGCUUUGGGAAGAGAGAAUUUAACAAAGAUAUUAGGAGAUAAAAUAUAACUUAUAAUUUUCAAUAAUAUUAUGAGAUGGAGUUUUGAAAAAAGCGAGAUACUAAAAUAAUUAACAAAAAUUUAAUUAGAAAAAAUUUCUCAAAAAGCCAAAAUUGAAAAUUUUAAAAAAGGCUAAGUAAUCUUUGAAGCUAAAAAACCUUGCGAUAAAUUAGUUGUAGUUUUAGAAGGUGUAUUGAUAAAUUCGAAAUAAGAGUCAGUCACUAAAGGUUCUUGUUUUGGGGAUCAAUUUCUGUAAAAGGAACGUUAUGGUUCUCCUCUUGAAUGUGCUUUUACUAUGGUAGGAGAUGGAGUCUUAGCAACAAUUACCUUUUAAGCCUUAUUUAAGAUAUUUGGAGGGGAUUUAGAGACUGCCUUAAAGAAAAAUGAAAAUUCACAUGAAAAGAAAAUUUAGUAAAUAGGUAAGAGAGAAGAUGCCUCACAUAUAGUUUUAGAAGACUUAAUUUAUAUAAAGAAAUUAGGUGAAGGACAAUUUGGAAUUGUUUAUUUGGUUAAGCACAAAGAAACAAAAAAGGUGUUUGCUUUGAAAAGUGUAAGCAAAGCAUCAAUAAUUGAACAAAAUCUAGAGAAACAUAUUACGUAAGAGAAAACAGUAUUAGAAUAGAUAAACUUUCCAUUCAUUAUGGGUUUUGUCAGAACAUUCAAAGAUGAUAUGUCUAUAUAUUUUUUGGUUGACUUCAUUAGAGGGAUGGAACUUUUUGAUGUAAUAAGAGACAUAGGAUUGUUGCAGAAGCCAGAAACAUAAUUUUAUAUUGGUACAAUGAUUCUUUGUAUAGAAUACUUACAUUCUAAGAGUAUUGUAUACAGAGAUCUGAAACCAGAGAACAUUAUGGUAAAUGCUUAAGGAUUCAUGUAUUUAAUUGAUCUAGGAACAGCGAAACCUCUUCUAAAAACAAAGGCAUGCCGAACUUAUACAAUUAUUGGGACUCCGCAUUAUAUGGCUCCAGAAAUCAUAGCUGGUAAAGGUUACACUUUUAGUGUGGAUUUGUGGAGUAUUGGAAUUUGUAUGUAUGAAUUCAUGUGUGGAGGAGUGCCUUUUGGGGAAGAAUUAGAAGAUCCAUAUCAGAUAUAUGAAGAGAUUAUGAACACUCAAAUUAAAUAUCCUACAUUCCUCAAAGACAGACAUGCUAAAAAAUUCAUGGAGUAAUUAAUGAACAGACAACCAGAAACUAGAUUAGGAGCAUCUUAUUCAGCAUUAAAGGCUCAUUAAUGGUUUGAUGACUUUGAUUUUGAUAAGUUGUUCAGUAGAGAACUUAAGCCUCCAUAUUUGCCUAAGCCAGAGAAUAUGGUAUCAGAACAAGAUAUUUAAAAGAGAUUCAAUUAAAACAAAUUAGUUCUUUAAGAAAUUAAAAAUGAAUAAGAUAGUCACAAAAUUAAAUACAAUAAGCAUCUUGCUAAAGAUCCUAAUUGGGAUAAAGACUUUUGA
Messenger RNA from Paramecium tetraurelia, 2457 nucleotides. RefSeq lists its product as uncharacterized. The transcript has 8 exons. Lineage: Eukaryota; Ciliophora; Oligohymenophorea; Peniculida; Parameciidae. Gene Ontology annotation, biological process: signal transduction; peptidyl-serine phosphorylation. The record is from RefSeq and is a predicted model, not a curated record. Gene Ontology annotation, cellular component: cAMP-dependent protein kinase complex. Gene Ontology annotation, molecular function: ATP binding; cGMP-dependent protein kinase activity; cAMP-dependent protein kinase activity.